This is a messenger RNA of Symbiodinium necroappetens, 321 nucleotides long. Lineage: Eukaryota; Dinophyceae; Suessiales; Symbiodiniaceae. The record is from the annotation of a GenBank genome assembly.
AUGGAUGCGGCUUUGCACCUGCCAGCGAAGCCAGCGGCCUUGGGGUUCUUCUCGGGCUCGCUCAUGUGCAGGAGGCGGUGGCGUGAGCGGCUUCCGCUCCUGAAGGGCUGGAGAGAUCUUGCACUUGUUCAAGGCCACGGCCGAGGAGACUGGGCAGUGGGUGUCAAUGGCGGUCGCUGGAUGCGGGACUUCUGCCGCGAUGAGAUUGGGAUGCAGCAGGCAGAGUACCAUGAGUUUCAAGGAGGCCACACGAUUCCGCCUGACUUAGCCGACCGCUUUAUCGAGAUGCUGCUCCGUGCCUCUCACGCAGCAGCUGCUUGA